AUGGCGUUUUUUCUAUUCGUCUUCUUCUUUGUUGCUUCUGUCAGUAGCAAGUCUUUGGACCUAACAAAGGUUAACGUUGAUGAACUUUCAUCCGACGCCCAAAAACCCGUCUUCCCUGGUGCUCCUUCUGAUGACGCGGAUGAUGAGCAUUUCGAUGAAGACGACAGUGACGCGCUCGAAGAAGAAGACGCUGCAAGUCUCUUGCUCGGGAAGGAUUUGCAAGAUGAAAUUUUCGGAUCGUAUCAAGAAGGCUACUUGUCCGGUAGCGUGCAACCUCUGUGA
Molecule: messenger RNA, 282 nt
Organism: Haemonchus placei
Lineage: Eukaryota; Metazoa; Nematoda; Chromadorea; Rhabditida; Trichostrongylidae
Source: the annotation of a GenBank genome assembly